Molecule: messenger RNA, 5550 nt
Organism: Hyalella azteca
Lineage: Eukaryota; Metazoa; Arthropoda; Malacostraca; Amphipoda; Hyalellidae
Exons: 3
Coding region: 209-4054 (1281 amino acids)
Source: RefSeq, a predicted model, not a curated record
ACAGGAAGCCAUGACUAAAUGUUUAUUUUGCAAAUUCUACUACUUAGUUUCUGACUUACAGCUGUAAUUUAUUAAAGUUCCAUAAUUCAUUGAAUUGUUUGAAGAAUGUUACUAUAAAAUAUUUCUAAUAUUUUUACAUGGAUUAUAGUGAGAGAUUCUGACAUGACUAUUCUAGUCUGACAACAGCUCAGACUAACCAAAGUUCCAGAUGCUCAAGUCUUCUGCAAGUGUUGGUGCUUCUGAUCCUCUCCAUCAGCCAGGAUGCAAAUUUAGUGCUCAGGGACCUAGUCGGAAACGCCAAAAAUCAUCUCACUCUAUUCAGCGCCUUGCAAAGCGAGCUUUUGUGGACCCAUGGGCGUUCCCCGUCAUCCAUUUGGAUGAGCUAACGAUUGAGGUGGUGGUGCAGUCGCGGAGCACGGCGGCAGAAACCAAUGGCUGCAACCAUCAUCCUAAUCCUACUUCCAACAAUCUGAACUUGGCUAAGAAAGAAGCUCAGUCAUGUAAUGAUCACCCUAAAGUACUUCAUGUGUCGCCUACCAAGCUGCAAAGAACGGUAUCAGUUUCUGGUGAAAAAUUGAAGGUUUCAACAUUAAAGUCAGACAUUGUUCAAGAAGACGACUGUGAGAAAGAUACUGGGCAAGAAGUUUCUAGGUCACCCACUAGGAGCUUUGAUACAAAUUUAAUUCCUGAUGGGUCCAAGAAUUUACCUCAUGGGCCUUUGCGUGAAAACAGCAAUACUACUGAUAGAAAUAUAUCCGCCCUAGUCACUACCCACUUCCCUGGCCAAGAUAAUUGCCACGUAUCCUCAAGUUACGUUGUGAGGACAAUGAAAAAUGAUUCAUGUGUGAAAUCUUCGCCAAUUUUAACAGUUGAAGAACCUGCUGUUCAUGAUCUAUUCUCAUUGCAACCAAACCCUGCCAAAACUCUUGUGGAAACUUCAGUUGCUGAAGACUUAAGAUUACAUCGUGGAAAUUCUCUUUCAAAAGAUGCACUACGAACUAAAUUCGUGACUUCAGGGGCGCCCAAGUCAACGGCUAUGGUAGUUCCUAUAGCCAAAGUUCCUACUCAGGCUAUUGCAGCCGUGCGUCCUCAGCCUGCCAGUCAAUAUUACAUUCUACCUCAAGACCAAAGCCUCUCUGUUGUACAACCGUCAUCUUUUUCUAUGACUGAUGCUCUAACCUCUUACACUUUCGUUCCUAAUGUAGUUCAAACGCCUUCUUCUCACUUUGUUGAUGGAGGUGCCUCUCAAUUGCAAUGGUGUAUUCCUGGUCAAGAUUCUCUUGUGUUCGUGAAUGGAAAUAAUCUCAUGUCUGAAGCCAUUCAGAUAUGCAAUCCAGUCAACGGCAGUGGGCUAAUGCAUCCGGUAAAUAAUGUGCCGAUUAUGCAGCCUAUAACACUCAUGCCUUCAUCUCUGCCAGUGCCCCAGCAUCAGCAGAUUUCCUUUGCGCCCAUAGUUCAGCAGCCGGGUUUUCGUCAAGCUGGCCCUCACAACCUUCUGCCGCGUACGUCAGAGUCUUGCAGCAGCCUCCCUUCCCCCAGUAGAGCGCCUUCGUCGUGCUCGGGUGCUGCACUUGCUCCUUCUCACGCGGCGUGUGUGGGUCAGCUGAAAAAUGAACGUUCAUCAUUGGGGAAUUUUUUUAGUCAUAAUUUGUAUCCAAAAUCUAAAACGGAAAUAAAACAACCAGAACACAAACAUAUAGAUUUCUCUACAUCAUGUUUUCGUACUGAAUUAGGCCAGAUUAGAGAGUUUCCUUCUAAGCAACUCUCUAUCUCUGCAGUCAAGGAUUGGGCUUCGGUCUAUAGUCAAACAGGAUCACCAGUUUCUAUUGAGCAGAAUGAAUUCUGGAACGUUGAGCACGUUGGUUCUCGGUCAAAAGAUUUUGAACCUGAAAAUGAUUUGAAAAUGACAGCUCUGGAGAAUAACUCAGAAAUAUCACCAGAGAUGAUCGAAGCUUCUAACUCGUUGACUGAAGAAACGAAAAUAAUUCACAUGGCCGGCUGUGUCAAGGACCUCAUUCGCAAUAUCUUGAGAUAUUUUCCUUUCAUUGUAGAAGGCAAUAAUAUUGAUGGUGAGCGCUACCGGAAGAAUGGAUUCCGCAUAAUGGAGAAGUUCUGUAACGGCAGAGUUCAAGGGCAUACAGGAAGUGACGUAUUUAGAAAAUUUCAGAAGCAUUUCUCGAGUGUUGUAUCUUUCUUACAUGAGAGGUCCACGCGAGCUGAGCUACAAUUUGAGAGUAUGGCAGAUUUUCAUCCUGUCUACAGUCCACUUUUAAUUCCUGAAUUAUUCUCUUGGUUAAUGGCUCGCGGAUAUUUAUUUUGCUCAGAAAUUCCAUCAUUCCGCCCAUCCUUCUUUCGUGAAACUAGAAGAAAAUUGCGUUCAAAGUUUCAGCACUUUAUUGCCGAUCGCCACGGUACAAAAGACGAAUUCAUUGUCAAUUCACAAUUUCCUGCUAAAUGCCCUCACCAUUCUAAUUCCUAUGCAAUAUUUCCAUGUAAAUGUCAGACAAUGAACAACAUUCUUGACCACAGCCGAACCUCUUCCGUUGCAUCCACGGACGUGUCACCUGAGGUGCCAAUAACGAUUGGUCCCACAUUUUCAGUUGCGAAGACGACCCUCGUAGGUCCUUUGGAGCAUUCACCGUUGAAUGAUCUGAAGGCUACUGAAAAUUUUCAGCAACAAACUCCUGAAACCCAGGUUUACAUUGGAGAAAGCAGUACUGCGUCGCCUCACGAGGCCCCGUUAUGUAUCAACUCGCCUGAAUCUCGUCACUUGUCAGAGGAUAACACUGUGUUGCUGGACCCUCCGCCCAAAGAUCUAAGUACGUUCAAUCCUAAUGAUAUAUUUUCAGAUUUUGUUGAUAAUUCCUUCACCGGAAUCGUCAAGGCGUUUGAAUGUAUAUCGUCUUUAGUUCCUUCUGUUGGCACAAAGCAUUCUAUUUCGCCCAUUUCUCUUUUCAAGGAAAGCCCUUCAGAAGAUGCUCCCGCUCAAUCAUUAGGUAGCAACACAGAAAAUGCACCCGAUUUGUCAGUGUUACGCUGUAGUGACUUGGCAUGCUUACUGCAUGCCGGUUUUUGCUCCAUCUCUUCUAGGCGAAGCUCUGUCAAGAAGUUGAAAUGCUCACUGACCGAUUCGCGAGGUGCAACUUCUAUGCCCCAAAAAGCACCCUUUCACAGGAGAGUUUCACAAAAUGUGGUUCCUCAAUUUUCGAAGAGAUUUAAACAAAACGAAGCGUAUGGUUACCGUGACAGGUUUCCAGGUGCUGUAGAAAUGAAAAGUAAAUCACGAGAGAAGCUCAGAAAAACCUUGAGUGAUAUUGAUUCUUUGCGACAUACUGCGACGAAAUCGUCGAAUACGUCACUCAUACCAUACUUCGAAUUCCGGAAUAAAAUGAGUGAGAACGCAAUGAUGUCUCGUAGAUUAGAAGUCGGGAUGCAGGAGGUGAGUCCAGCGCAACGUGGACCUUUGACUCUUCCAGGCAUGCACCACCGUACGUCAGUUCAGUUGAGCCAUUUGCCUCAUUGCAAAAUUUCUAACAAUGACGGUAUUUUUAAAACAACCGUGGGAAGUACUUCGCCCAUGAGUCUCUCGUCAGAUGCUACGUCGGCCACAACUUGUCACUUCAGUGAUGAUGAUGACAUGGAAGACUCCGUGAUAGUCGAACUCCCAAAUGACGAGGACGCUUAUCAAGAGCUUCGCGAUUGCGGAUACGAUGUUCAGAAACCGUCAACAAGCUACAUUUCAAGCCAACAAAUCAAUAAGAGUCUGACCUUCACGCACAAGAUCUUUAGAGUGACUGGCAAAUCCCCCAAUAGCUUGAAGAAGAAACGAUUGGAAAAAGUCAAAUUGAAAAGGGCCUUGUUAAAAAAAUCACGAAAACCUCGCAUAUUUCGCAAUGUUGCGCAACGAGCUGUUGACGAUAUCAUCAGUGCCCGGCAGCCUGAGGAGAUGCCGAGCCAUAUUAUUGUAAGCGUUCAAGGCAAACUCUUCAUGUACGGAGAACAAGAGGCUAGACCGGACUUUCACGUUAGUCGUUUGGAGUCGGCUCUGACGUGAAAGGCAUGUUUUUAUAUUUAAUGGGACAUGCAACGAUCUGUUAGUUCCUAAAUUUUCCUGGUAACUUACUUCAUCUUCUCACGUGUCAUCGGUAAAUAUCUGAGUGAUGGAUAGUUUUAUGUAUACGGCAGGCUUUUUUAGAUUUAAUUCCGCCGCUUUCGGUGUUGAACUUUUUUGUAGUUCUUACUCCAUUAGGAUAUGGCUGGCUUGUAGUAAUACGCCUGGGACCGAACAAGUUUCAGGAUUAUCGCUAUCAGUUGUCAGUUAUUUGUUGACUUCGCUAGUAACUUGACUGUAUAAAAGGACCAAGUUGAUUUUCAUUCAAAGUUGAUGCCGUAGAUGCCUUCAACUUUUUUCACAGUGGAACUUUAAAAAUAAAAAGAACUUUGAGAGCGGGCAACGCAAUGUGGACGCCAGAGCGUUAAAAUAUUCAACUUUCCAGCUUCAUACAAAACUGUGAUGAAGAAGCUAGACCUUUUUGCGUUAUGAUUGCCUUGAAGACAAACACAUGCUCCUUCAAAAAAAAUUUUUCUAACGGAGACUUCAGUAAGUUUUAUAAUUACAACUCAACAAGUUCUGGGUAUAUAGUGAGAUGUUCUGCAGUGGCAUUAAUGUGUUAUCGUUCGUCAUCUGUGAACUCCUUUGAAGAGUUAAAAUAUUUCGUGACUGUUUUUGUUUUGCCGUAACUGUAGGGAUUCGUAGGAAUAACAUGGCUGAGUUGGCGUUUCGUUUUUAUGGCUGGAGGUUAGAAUGAUGACGGCAUUGCCACUUCAACUUUCAUUUCUGAUUCAAUUCCUUGUUGACUACACGAGUCGUGAUAUUACUGGAUAAAACUCUUUAAUUAUAUAAAUCACGGUUUAAUUUUUCAGUUUUGAUUGUAUUUGUAAGUGUUAAGACAGGUAAAGGCAAUCGAAUGACCGCUGCCACAAGAGUGUCAGGUGAGAUGUUUUGUUGCCUCUCGUACGCCGCCAUAUCGCCUCAUUAUGUUGGAUUUUUUUAAUUUGUUUCAGAUUUUUCAAUGUUCAUUAUGUACCCGACAUAAAUGUUUCGGCCGACAGGAAUUCAAAGCCACUUUCAGGUUCUGCCAUUAAUGUUAAGACGACGUAAUGGUUAUGUGAGAAUUUCUUGUAUUUUCUAAAUGGCAAGUAUGCAUACUUUUGAUUUUUCGAGAUUUCAUAUUUCAUCUCACUAGAUGCUUAUAUUAUUUUUGAAGGUUGGUUCCUCGACUAAAGAUAAUGAAGAAAUUAUUUAAUUGCAGGUAUGAGUACAAAGAAAUAAUUUCUGAUUCCGUACAUGUCAAAAGUUACAGUGUAACUCCUUUAUUUACCUUCAUAGUUGAUCUCAAUGAUGUCCAUGCCAUCACUUUUUUGACCGAUCCCUCUCGGGUUUAAUUAAAUUCGAUGAUUAUUUUACAUAAAGAAAGCAUAGAUAUGAUGUGCUCUGGCGCCCCUGAAUGAUGCUCAGGUGUCCGGCAGCUAAAUAAAUGUGCUUCCCUC